AUGCCAAUAUUCCAACCGAAACAUCAAAAGCUGAUACUUCAAUGUUAUCCCCCGGGAAGAGGUUUCGAUAAGAAACCAAACUCUUCAGAAUUGAGUUACUUGCUUUAUUACGCUUCAACUCGUCGUGUAAAGUUGGAGAAAGUUGGUAAAUUUUUACAAAAGAAGAAUGCUGUUGAUAUAAGUCGCAAUCGUACAGGUAAUGUACAAGUUACACUUGAAAUAAUCAAUUCACUUAUAAAGAAAUGUCCUGAUGAUCUGAAUGUGUUUGCUCAUAAUGUUAAUGCUAUUUUAGCUUCAGUCUUAACCACAAAUGACCUUGGAUUGUGUCAACACGGUGAGACUGUCUUUGAUAAUUUUUGCUCUAAUUUAGAUGGUGAAUUAUUUACAGGGGACAUUGAAUUUGUUGAUAAUUUCACCAAAUUAGCAGAGGGAUUUGUUGGAGUAGGCAUUAAUGCACCACAAACAAACUCAACUCAAUGGAAAGGAAUCGGAUUAAAUGCUGCUAAAGAUUUGGCUCGUUGUAAAAACAUUUCACAAGGCAAUGGUAAUUAUAUUGUUAAAAAAGUUAUUCCAUUUGUUGUCAAUGAAAUUCAUGAUGAUUUUUCAAAAGAUCAAUUACAAUCAGAAGUUAGAUCUCAUGCUUCGGAACAUGAAUUAUCAAGAUACAACACAGCCAGAUCAAAUGUUGCGAAGAAUGAAGCUUCUACCCCAACAGAAAUUGCAACUGAUGAAUUAGCAAUCAAUGCUUUGAAGUCAUUUUUCAACUCAAGCUCGUCAAGUCAAUUAGUUUCUUGUACAAAAGCUAUUUGCCAUUAUUUAGUAUCCUCAAACGUUGAUCGUGAUUGGGCUGCAGUUUUAGUGGAAAUGGUUACUAAUUGGGUCCCAGUUCAAUUAAGAUUUGUAAUUUUGGGAGUGUUGACAAGUCAUUUGAAUAAAAAGGGAAAAGUACCUGAACAAUUGAUUUAUCUGCGUACAAUUUCAAGUUUACUAUCAUCAUCUGUGAACAUGGUUGGUCUCUCAGUUAUUGAUAUUUUGCGUCAAAUGAUUGAACUACAAACACAUUUGAUUACAGAUUCCGAAAUUGAUGCUCAACAAUUGAUUUAUGCAUAUUCUGAAGCUAUUAGCUCACUCUCCACUCAUAUUUAUUAUCAAAAUCAAAUAAUCGAUACUGUUAGUGAAUUAUUAUUCAGAAUCAAAGAUUUUAUGCUGAAAACCACACAAAAGAAUCAAGUAAAUGCUGGGAAACUGAAAAACUUUAUUUUGGUUAUGUUUGAUAACAUUAAAAAUGUUCUAAUCACAGCAAACACAAAUAGUACAGUGCAAAGGACUACAGUUCCAUUUGAUCUUUUCCAAGAUUCUUUUGAAUUAUUAUCAUAUGAUAAUAAAGUGUUGUACAAUGAGACUGAUCUUUUCAAAAUCCAAUCCAAAUACAUUGAUGUGUUGAUCACAGUUUUAAAAUUGGAGUAUUCUAACUCACAAGAUUCUGAAGAGGAAGAUCAUGAAUCUUUAAUCAGCAAUUCUAAGGCAAGUGCCCUAAAUGAAUUUUAUGAAGAUUUGGAACAAGUGACCAAGAUUGAAAAGUAUGGAAAUUAUGAUUCGUUGAUUGUGUUGAUGGGACUCGUUGUUGAAAAAUUUGGUAUAAAUGCAAUUGUUAAUCUUUUCCCAUUUUUCUUUGAAUGGCAAUUAAAAGAUACUAAAUUGGAGGAUCCAAGCUUGAUUUACAAAGAUAAUAUUGGUUAUCUUUUGUCAUUUUUUGCAUCAACUUAUUUGAAAGAUGAUGAAUUUAAAGAUCAGGUUUUGUCAAGAAUAGAUUAUCGUAAAUCUAACGGAUUAUGGAAAAUCUCAUCAGAGAUUCCUGUUGAAACAAGCUCAACUUCUCCAAACUUCAUCUUCACUAAGGAAGAUGCUGCAAGUUAUAUUCAAAACAAUUUAUCAGAGAAAUAUCAUGAUCUUGUUUUCAAUAGUCAUUAUAUUUAUCAAGCCAAUAAUUCUCCAUCUGAAGAAGUUGAAGAAGAUAUAAAUGACCAGGAUACUUCAUUUUUUUCACAAAAUGGAGCUCCAAACCUUUCAUUCUCACAAUUCCCACAACCAGGUGAAAAUCAUAGUAUAAGAUCUGCACCAUUAUCUGCAAGAUCUUUAUUAAAUGGUAAAUUACAUGUACCAAAAGUUCAAGAAUUAAGAAAAGCCAUAUCAGGUACUGCCUUGAAACAAUCAAAUUAUGCAAAUGCAUCAAAACAAAGAACUGACAUUGGGUCACUACUUAAUGAGUUAAAACUUGAAACUACUUUAGAUGAUAGAGGUUCUUUAGGUUUCAGAUAUUAA
Molecule: messenger RNA, 2322 nt
Organism: Hansenula anomala
Lineage: Eukaryota; Fungi; Ascomycota; Saccharomycetes; Phaffomycetales; Wickerhamomycetaceae
Gene: EFR3
Product: Efr3p
Exons: 1
Coding region: 1-2322 (773 amino acids)
Biological process (GO): protein localization to plasma membrane
Cellular component (GO): plasma membrane
Source: RefSeq, a predicted model, not a curated record